UCUGCCAUGUGACUGGGAGCUCUUUUGAGCUCUUAUAGCAAAUAUGAAAAUGGCUAGGGGGAAAGUGUCUGAAUAUUUCUGUUAUCAGAGACCGAUGUAAGACAUCUGGGUUUGGUGACCUAACAUUGUGCUACCUUUGAAAUGAAGGCUUUCCUAGAUCACUAACCUGUGUUGGUGGCAGUGAGGGCAUAUUGUGUUUUGAUGCAGAUCUCCCAUUAUUUUUCGAUACGUUAUCUAAAAGAUCUAAUGCCAGUGAGGUUCUUGUUUAGUAGACAACUAACAUUUUUUUGAGGAGACAUAUUUACUAUCGUAUUAAAUGUGUCUAUCCUAUUUAUAAAGUGAUAUAUUACUGAAUUACUGAGAAAUAACUGAAUUCUAAGUCGUAACCUAUUUUGUUGUAAGGGUACUCUGUAGUGUGUCUGCAGAGAGGAUGUGGGACCUUUGCUUUCGGGGGUGUCUAAGACUCAGCUGAAGAUAGUCCUGAGCAAUCUGACCUAUCAGACCUGCUUUGAGCAGGGGGGUGGACUAGAUGAUAUUCAGAAGUUCUUUCUAACUUCAGCUAUUCUGUUUUGUUUUAUGCUGAGGCAGCUUUCUGGGUGGGCUGAAUUUUAGUGUAAAACAUGUCCUUUUUCCAUAUGUUCUGAAUAAGUUACGCUGUUUCUGAAGACUGUAACUUUGAAUUCCAGUCUUAAUCUUUCAUAAUGGAUAACUAAACUGCUUUGACCAACAUGUUCUGUCUGACUUGAUUAGAAAAGAUGCGGUGUCUCUGGAAUGCUAGUCUCAAUACUUCCGGCCUCAGGUAACAGGAAGUGAAGAACUCUUAAUCGAUUGGGAAGUUGUAUUGUUACCGGAGAUUUUGUCAUUCUCACCAUUUCGCCAGAUGCUUUUUAAGAUACCUGAUGCAAUAGGUAUUUCAUUUGUUUUUAAAGACAGCCUGUAGUUUUUUGAAAGCCACUUUGCUGUGUUUUACUGCCACAGCUGAAAGCAGUGAAUGUAUUUAAACCUGGCCAUGGCACAGAAGAGACAAUCUGGCAGGGUUGGAAAUUACAAGCGGACAGUAAAACGGAUUGAUGACGGUCACAGACUUUGCAAUGAUCUUAUGAAUUGUAUUCAUGAGCGGGCACGAAUAGAGAAGGUCUAUGCACAACAGCUUACGGAAUGGGCAAAAAGGUGGAAACAACUUGUGGAAAAAGGCCCACAGUAUGGAACAGUAGAAAGGGCUUGGUGUGCUUUUAUGUCAGAAGCUGAAAAAGUGAGUGAACUACAUCUAGAAGUAAAAGGUUCACUGAUGAAUGAAGACUUUGAAAAAAUCAAGAACUGGCAGAAGGAAGCCUUUCAUAAGCAAAUGAUGGGAGGAUUUAAGGAAACCAAAGAAGCAGAAGAUGGAUUUAGGAAAGCUCAGAAACCUUGGGCAAAAAAGCUGAAAGAGGUGGAAGCAGCAAAGAAAGCGUACCAUGCGGCCUGCAAAGAGGAGAAACUGGCUAUAUCCAGGGAAACAAACAGCAAAGCUGAUCCAGCACUAAAUCCUGAACAACUUAAGAAAUUACAAGACAAAGUGGAGAGAAGCAAACAAGAUGUACUAAAGACAAAAGAGAAGUAUGAAAAAUCACUGAAAGAAUUAGAUAAUGCUACUCCUCAGUAUAUGGAAAACAUGGAGCAGGUAUUUGAACAGUGUCAGCAGUUUGAGGAAAAACGUUUACGUUUCUUUCGGGAAGUGUUACUGGAAGUGCAAAAACAUCUUGAUUUGUCUAAUGUUGCAAGUUACAAAAACAUCUACCGUGAACUGGAACAGAAUAUCAAAACAGCAGAUGCUGUUGAAGACUUGCGGUGGUUUAGAGCUAAUCAAGGUCCAGGGAUGUCAAUGAACUGGCCUCAGUUUGAGGAGUGGUCAGCAGAUCUGAAUCGCACUCUCAGUAGAAGAGAAAAAAAGAAGGCUUCUGAUGGGGUGACUCUAACUGGUAUUAAUCAGACAGGAGAUCAAGUUUCGCAGCCUAACAAACAUAGCAGCAGUCUUAGUGUCCAGAGUAACACAGUGCAGUCAGUACAAUCAAGUUACAAUCCCUUUGAAGAUGAAGAAGAUACUGGGAGUACUGUCAGUGAAAAGGAGGACAGUAAGAUCAAAAAUGUUAGCAGCUAUGAGAAAAACCAAGGCUACCCUACAGAUUGGUCUGAUGAGGAGUCCAACAAUCCCUUCUCUUCCACUGAUGCAAAUGGAGACACUAAUCCAUUUGAUGAAGAUACCUCUCCUGCAAUGGAAGUGAGAGUACGUGCACUCUAUGACUAUGAGGGCCAAGAGCAAGAUGAGCUCAGCUUCAAAGCUGGGGAUGAGUUAACUAAAAUGGAGAAUGAAGAUGAGCAGGGUUGGUGCAAAGGACGCCUGGACAACGGACAAGUUGGCUUAUACCCAGCAAACUAUGUGGAACCAAUCCAGUGACAAAGGACAACGCUAAUACAGAAGUGUUACAGAAGCUCAUAGGCUUGUAUAGUAUAUAUUUAAAGUAAGAGGAAGCUGAAUGGUGUAUAGAGUGUAUAUAUUUUAAUGGAAAGGCGAGAGCUUGAUGUCGAAAUCAUGAUGAUUUAAAGACAAAAGCUUGAACUAAUAAUUUGAUACUGGUUUCACAGCUUGUGCACAAUGCAAAGGAGAGGGGUUAGGUUGAAAAAAUACUAUGAUAGGAAAAAUAUUUUUAAGCUUUUUCUCCCCAUGUGGUCUGUUAUUGUGAAUCCUAAACAUUUUUGCAUUUCUAUGCUUGUGCCUCAUCCUGCCCUAGGUAUGUGGCUUACGCUCACUUUUGUUUAAUCAGUUAUUUUAAGUGACCUUCAGUAACUCGCAACUUGAAUUUUAAAGAUUAUUAUAAUUAAUUUUCUAUUUGUUCUUAGCGAUGUCUGAAAGAUGCAGUAUUUUUUUAUUUAAAUGCUGUGUAGUUAAGCACCUUUUUUGUAUGCUUGGAUUUAUCAAUCAAUACUUAAAUUAUGACAUAGAUUUAGUCACCAAUUGACUGAAUGAAAACUCCUUCCAUGUUAUAGUAAUCUUUCUAUGUUGUCAGCAUGGCUUGAAGUUGUAAAACAAAUACUGUAAUAAAUAUCUGUUACAGAAGGCUAUUUGUAGCAGAGCUAUCUGCAGGUGUCAUGGGUUGGGAUUCUAUUAUGAACGUUGUUUACGUGAUUUGACAUUUAAACUAAGAGUUUUCCAUCUAGAACUUAAAUGGCACUCAAAAGAAAGAUAAAUUAUAUGUAAGCCCCAGAAUAGUAGCUAUUUCCUGCACAUGUUUGCAGGGAAUAAGGAUGAACUCCUUUAAACUGCUAAUGAUUUUUGGGUGAUUUGAAAUGUUAAAUCUGUGAAGGCUAAUUUUUUUGAACAGAGAAGACUGUAAAAUAUAUGAAAUGCUUUUUAUUAAGAGCCUAUCUAUGUUGUGUAUAUGUACAUAUAAUUUGAUAUUCCAAAAUAUAAAGAGCAUGGCUAUUAGUUAUCAAGCCUUUUUUUGUCAAUAAGAUUUAGACUGUUUUAAGAGUUUAAAUUAUAGGUAUAUUUAAAUCUGCUUUCCUGCCAUAUUCAUUACUGUACCAUAGACAAAGUAUUCUGUGAUUAGAUUUUCAGAAGUACAGUAAAUACACUAACAUACUCAAAAUCUGUAUUUGUGGAUAAAUCUAUGGGUCAAAAUAUAAACUAGCUUUAGUCCUUACAUGGAUUAUUGUAGCAGAACACUGUAAAAUCUACCUUUGUUUGCCAUUACAGCUCGGCCAUCUGUAAUUGUGUCAAAUAGUAUGCAUUUGUUACAUUUAAAGUGGGUUGUAAAAUUAUAGCAGAUUUGUGUUUAAAAAAAAACAAACCCAAACAAAAACCCAAGUAUCAGGUAAGUAGAUAUGCUAUGUUAGGAAGCUAACAAAUCUGUUUUGAAGCUAACAAAUCUGUUUUGAGGUAACUAUAAAACACUGUUGGUAGUCUUGGAUUUUAUUGUUUGCUUUUGAGCUUAUAGAUAUAUUUAGUCGUCAUUUUCAAUGAACCAAAAUGUGCAGGCUUAGAAAGUGGAUGUAUGUAUAUGUCUGUCAAGGAAAACUUACCAACAUGAUUGUUCAUUCACAAGACGGUUACUAAAAUUGUCAGGAAUUACUGGUUUGGGUCUCUGUAUUGUAAAAUAUUUUAGAAAACAAUAAAAUCUGUUAUCUCUUAAA
This is a messenger RNA of Pezoporus flaviventris, 4170 nucleotides long. It is a transcript of the gene PACSIN2, whose product is annotated as protein kinase C and casein kinase substrate in neurons 2. NCBI's taxonomy places the organism in Eukaryota, Metazoa, Chordata, Aves, Psittaciformes, Psittacidae. Gene Ontology annotation, cellular component: endosome; plasma membrane; cytoplasm. Gene Ontology annotation, molecular function: phospholipid binding; protein binding. Gene Ontology annotation, biological process: plasma membrane tubulation; regulation of endocytosis; caveola assembly. Bases 992 to 2434 code for a protein of 480 amino acids. The transcript is spliced from 10 exons. The record is from RefSeq and is a predicted model, not a curated record.